Entrophospora sp. SA101 is the source of this 132-nucleotide messenger RNA. NCBI's taxonomy places the organism in Eukaryota, Fungi, Glomeromycota, Glomeromycetes, Entrophosporales, Entrophosporaceae. The record is from the annotation of a GenBank genome assembly.
AUGUCUCAUCAGACGACAUCAAUAGCAACUGGUGAUGAUUCAUUGUUAGAUUUAUAUUUAUCCCGAGAGAAAAGUGAAAAUGGAAAAAACUAUAUACAAGGUAAUAAAAAAAAAGAAAAUUCCUCAUUUUAA